Messenger RNA from Candidula unifasciata, 762 nucleotides. NCBI's taxonomy places the organism in Eukaryota, Metazoa, Mollusca, Gastropoda, Stylommatophora, Geomitridae. The record is from the annotation of a GenBank genome assembly.
GCACCACCAAAGAAACAGCCAAAAACAAUAGAGAAUAUGCGGGUACCAGAUGAAACAAAGGUUGAUCCGGACAAUGAAGAGGCAAUGAUAAGCCUUCAAACAGAUGAAAUGGCUCCUCACUUCAACCAAGAGACAACUCCCAAGAUUUUGAUCACCACUUCGGAUAGGCCCAGACAGAAAACCAACAAUUUUUGCAAAGAGCUGAAGAAAGUCAUUCCAAACUCAUUUAUCAAGUAUCGCCGAGGCCUGGAUUUGAAAAAGAUCAUACCACAAGCAAUUGCCAGAGAGUUUACAGAUAUCAUUGUUAUCAAUGAGGAUGCAGGAGAACCCAAUGGCAUGGUAUUGUGUCACCUGCCUGAUGGCCCAACAGCAGAGUUCAAGAUGAUGAAUACCAAACUCUGCAAGGAAUUGAAGAGGCUGGGGGAGAUGACAGAACACAUCCCUGAAGUGAACCUUCAGAACUUCACCACCAGACUUGGUCUGACUGUUGGACGGAUGCUCACCUGCUUGUUCCCCACCAGAGCCAACUUUCACGGCAGGAGAGUGGUCACGUUUCAUAAUCAGAGAGAUUACAUCUUCUUCAGGCAUCAUCGGUAUCACUUCAGAAAUGCAGACAAUGUGGGCUUGCAUGAGCUUGGUCCAAGAUUUAUUCUGCGAUUGAGAUCUUUACAGAAAGGGACUUUUGACUCUAGAUAUGGAAUGUAUAUGUGGAUUCACAAGCGCCAUGAAAUGGAUGGAAACAGGAGAAAGUUCCACCUGUGA